AUAUAUGAAUAGCUGGAUGUGCGCGAAAAUUUGUAAAUAAGCGAAAAAAGUGACGUCACGCGACGCCCAGCGUCGUUCAACUCUAGCAGCACGCUUAUACAUAAAUUUUCGCACAUUCCGAUGCCACAGGAAUAUAAACGUCGUUUUUGGCCACAGUCAUUACAUUCAUAUUUUCGCCGGCAAAUCAAAAACAACUCUCAGCGGGAUCGAGAGAAUUUUCAAAAUUUACAAUUUUUAUUUCCAAAAUCGAAAAUUGUUCGGUCCACAAGUUGACAAUCUAGGUUUGUGACGCGCUAGUGACUAUUUUCGAUUGAUAUCUGUGCAUCAGUGAUACGUCGAGAUAAUUUGCGAUCGAUCUUUUUUUAUCUAUAUUUUUUGGACCCUUUCAAGAUGUCGACUUGUAUCAACGAGAGAGUUUAUGUGGAUUCUGGUUUGAAAUCAAAGGUGGCACUGUUCGACAAAGUAGCUGACAAACAUGUUCAAAAACAGGCGAUAAAUCCUUUUUCAAAUGGAAAACAGAGUGGUAGCUUACCAAGGCCGUCAUUUUCCAAAGAAGAGUAUGGAAAACCACCUAAAGGAUCGCUUUCAGAAGAGAGAGCGUUCAAAGCGACGAUACAUGUUAGCAGGGAAAUGAUGGAACUGUGUGAAAUCAUAAACCAAUGUGGCGAACGCCUCUUCACACCAGAAGAAAAACCAGAUGACCCCCGGAAGGUUAUAAGCUUUGGGGAACUUUUCUCAAUAUACACUGCCAUAUCAGAUAAAGUUGUGGGCAUCCUUCUACGGGCCCGAAAAUAUAACUUGGUCGACUUCGAAGGGGAAUGUUUAUUCCAGAGAAAGGAUGAUCAUGUACCUAUAAUCCUGUUGAAACCUAUAGCAGAAGUGAGAAAAUUUCUUCAAGAAAGGAUAGACACCGCAACUAAAUCAUUGGUUGAAAGUGGAGCAAUUUAUCAUUGAUGAAAUUCUAAAUACCUAUCUCAUAAGAUUAAUUAUACGGACCAUAAUACAAAAUUUCCAUGCAUGUUAAAAGUUCGAUGAAUUUCUUAUAUUUUUAUCAUAGAUAUUAUUUUUAUCAAAAAAUUCCUAUAAGUGUGUAAAUAUACAAUCUAGUGAUAUAGAAUAUAAUAUAGUUCUUAUAUCGUUUUCCACUAAACUGAAAUUUUGGUUUCUUGAAUAAUUACACGUGAUAAAUAAAGACAAAAAAUAUUCAGUGCGAAAAAAGUUAAAGUAUAUAGUGCUAUGAGUGGAGAACGCUAUUAUAGUAAUAGGUAUAUAUGGUUGUGAAGUGAAAUUUCAGAAAUUUUCGGCAAAUAGAUUUUCAUGUACGGCGUAUGUAUUAGAAAUAUUGAAAAUUUGCAGACUUUUCAGAGAGGGAAACAAAAUAGGGAAAAAUUAAUUGCAAUAUUGUACAUUAUCAUUAUCACAUUCACGGAAAACUUCUAAUGAUAACUUUGUAUAUGUAGAGGGAUACAAUUUGAAUGCGAAUGAUGGAUACCUAGCUGUCAUUUUCGAAGGAUGUUCAUGACGAUAAAAAGUCAAAUUCUGAUUUC
Phaedon cochleariae (mustard beetle) is the source of this 1547-nucleotide messenger RNA. The record is from the annotation of a GenBank genome assembly. Lineage: Eukaryota; Metazoa; Arthropoda; Insecta; Coleoptera; Chrysomelidae.